This is a messenger RNA of Marchantia polymorpha subsp. ruderalis, 1374 nucleotides long. Lineage: Eukaryota; Viridiplantae; Streptophyta; Marchantiopsida; Marchantiales; Marchantiaceae. The record is from the annotation of a GenBank genome assembly.
AUGCCUGAGCGGCGAAAAUCAUUUGUCUGCAGUGUUGCAGGAGUGCGGUGUUUACUGCAACGAGGUCAGCCAGAGCUUGGCCGAGCGCCAGAUGGCCGCUUGGGCGAGAGCCCGGGGCGGGACUCCCGCCCCGGGCUCCGUCCCGCCGCAGGACGGGACGAGAUAAAAAAUAAUAAAAAACUCGUCGGUCCCGGGAUGGACUCGUCCCGUGCUCAUCAAUGUGACAAUAUUAUAAGCAAUUUUUACUCGAUCCGAUCCAUGGUGGAUACAGGCCGAUUCGAUGGAAAAUUGCCCGCAUACGCGUCAACGUUGAGGACUCACUCGGGGCCAGCCCUUCUUGCCAGCUUAUCCCCGCGACAGAACUCGAGCGACCAUCUCGACUCAGACUUUGCCAACUUAGCCUUCGAUCAUCUGUUCACGAUGCCCGCAUUGUAUAUUCCUCCCAAGGAAAUAUCCUUUCGCCUUCGUGGCUAUAGUAGCAACUGCUUCCUCUACUCCCGCAAUAACCCGGACCCUACAUUCAGCCACGACAAUGGAGGACCGCACGCCGAUCAAUGGUGGCAGCUUAUUCCGGGAACAGGGAAGCGCGCAGGGUAUUAUCUCAUCAAGAGCAAAUAUACGGGACAUGUGAUUUUCUCGAGGAAUUCACCCGAUCCCCGGAUCGGCCACGUCGAUGGAGACGGCAAGUAUGACGACAACUGGUUCAAGCUUGAGGCCGGCACCGGCAAGCUCGCAAACCACUUCCGUAUUCGAAACAUUGGACCUACCUCUGACACCGUGCUUUACUCCCGCGCCCAGGACGAACCUACGAUUUCCAACUGCCCAGGAAACAGCAAUGUCUACGACGACCAGUACUUCACAUUCAUCUUUGAGGAUAUGGCGAUAAGCAGAGUUGAGUACAAACUUGACAAGGCGAAGGUUCUUGGCUCUGUUGCCGAGGUCUUAGGAACAAUGACCAUGAAGAACGAUAGCGCUGUCAAUCAGACGGUCGAGUUCGAUUUCACCCGGACCGAAACCAAUUCCUCCUCCUUCGAUUACACAGUCGGGUUCACCAUCACCGUGGGCACCAGUGGAAAGAUUGGGAUUCCCUUGCUUACCGAGGGUCAGAUUAAAGUCGACGUAUCCAACUCCCACACGUUGAAAUGGGGCACGACAACCACUGAAUCCAAGACUUACUCGAUACGGUUCCCUGCAGUCGCUCCCCCCCGCCAUACAAUCACUGGGACCGGCACCGUUACACGCUCCAACAUUGAGGUUCCAUUCACAGUCUAUUCGAAAUCUGUUGCUACUGGGUUCGAGGUUGCGACCCAUGGCAUUUAUCGCGGUAUUACCUACUGGAACGUCCAGAGCAAGAUUAAGCAAGGGCCUCUCUGA